AUGUCUUCCUCCUUAGACGAACUCUCCGAUGUAUUCGCAGCGGCAGAAGCUACCAGAGAGGCAGCACAGCCGGAGAAGCAGCAGCAGCAGCAGCAGCAGCAGCAGCAACUGCAGCAGCAGCAUCAAGCCGCUGCAGCAGCAGCAGCAGCAGAAUCUUGGCCGGGGGAUGAAGCAGCUCUCUUUGGUUCCUUUCGCACCUCAAACGAGUAUUCAUCCAGAACGGAGUUUCCGGCAUUCGAAGCAGAAAUAAAAGCAGCAGCAGCAGCAGCAGCAACACCAGCAGCGCCAGCAGCAGCAGCAGCAGCGGCAGCAGCAGCGGCAGCAGCAGCAGCACCGCCACCACCAGCCACUGCAUUCGACGCUACGGACCCAUUUGGUGAUUGGGCCUCCGCAUCAGAACCCAGGGAUCAGCCCCAGCAGCAAACGCAGCAGCAACAGUGGCAGCAGCAGCAGCAACAGUGGCAGCAGCAGCAGCCACAGUGGCAGCAGCAGCAGACACAGGGGCAGCAGCAGCAGCAGCCACAGUGGCAGCAGCAGCAGCCACAGGGGCAGCAUCAGCAGCAGCCACAGUGGCAGCAGCAGCAGCCACAGGGGAAGCAGCAGCAACAGCCACAAUGGCAGCAGCAGCAACAGCUACAAAGGCAGCAGCAGCAGCAGCCACAGUGGCAGCAGCAGCAGCAGCAGCAGCAGCAGCAGCAGCAAACUCAUGAAGGCUUGGGGAGUUUCGAUGGAGGACAUCAGCAGCGUCUCAAGGAGGAAACCCCGCUACAAUGGGGAGGCUCCGGUUCCUUUGCUGCGCUGGCGCAGCACAGCAGCAGCAGCAGCAGCAGCAGCAGCAGCAGCAGCAGCAGCAGCAUGUACAGCACCCCUCAGAUGUCGUUAGACGUCCAUAAGCCAUCGAAUUUCUCCGGCUCUGCUGCUGCUGCAGCUGCUGAUCGUGGUGAUGUUGCUGCUGCAGCUGCUGAUGAACCUACUGCUGCUGCUGCUGCUGCUGCUGCUGCUGCUGCUGCUGCUGCUUCCACUGCAGCUCCUAGGUUGCAUCAUCAGUCACCAGCAGCACCAUCUGUAUCUGCAUCGGAAUCACCAGAGAAGCCUGCAGCAAGGAUCUCACCAGCUGUACAUACAGCCGCAGCAGAAGCAACAGCAGCAGCAGCAACAGCAGCAGCAACAGCAGCAGCAGCAGCAGCAGCAGCAGAGGAGCCCAGCAGAUUGCAAGGGGUUGCUGCAGCCGAAGGCCCCUCGCCUCUCUCGGGGCCCCAAGCUUCACCUGCGUACACUGCAGCAGCAGCAGCAGCGGCUAGGAGUUCUGCUGCAGUUGCUGCUGGAGUUGCUGCUGCUGCUUCUGCUGCUGCAGCAGCUGCUGCUGCUGCUUCUACUGCCUCUGCUGCCGCUCCUGAUGCAUGCAGCUCUGCUGCUGCUGCUGCAACACCGUCUUCAGUUUUAUUUAUAUUUAUUUCUUUGUUUCUUUUUUUUUUAAUUUUAUUUAUUUUUUGCUGA
Messenger RNA from Eimeria mitis, 1497 nucleotides. RefSeq lists its product as uncharacterized. The record is from RefSeq and is a predicted model, not a curated record. Lineage: Eukaryota; Apicomplexa; Conoidasida; Eucoccidiorida; Eimeriidae. The transcript is spliced from 2 exons. The coding region runs from base 1 to 1497 and encodes 498 amino acids.